Messenger RNA from Sclerotinia sclerotiorum 1980 UF-70, 288 nucleotides. RefSeq lists its product with no specific name. The transcript has 4 exons. Bases 1 to 288 code for a protein of 95 amino acids. The record is from RefSeq and is a predicted model, not a curated record. NCBI's taxonomy places the organism in Eukaryota, Fungi, Ascomycota, Leotiomycetes, Helotiales, Sclerotiniaceae.
AUGGCGCAACCUAAGGUCAAUCUGAAUACUGAUCGAAAUGCAGGUGCAAGGAGUCGCAUAAUCCAUACGGAUGUCGCCUGGAAAACAUCCACAAAGACCAUUGAGGUGGCAUUGUUCACAUAUCGAGCCGCCAGAUUUCCCUUGAGGAAUUUUUCAGGGAGAUUAAUCAACUAUCAAUGGUAUGAUAUUAUGUCGGAAUCUACGUAUCCAGAUAACCUCGUUAAAAGGCCUGUUGAAGUCGCAAGCCCUGAAGGUAUCACGGUUAAUAUGAGUCUUGUCUUGGAAUAA